AAUGAAAAAGAUGGUAGGCAGGUAAUACAUUAGGAUUUUUAUAAUACAUUUGGGUACUACAGAAUAAUUAAUUUUCAAUUACUGAUGAAUUUUACAUUUUUUUCAUAAAUGAAAGCAAAAUAUCCAAGAUCUAAAAACAUAUAUAAAUCGAUAAAGCGUUUGAUACCAUUACGUAUCUUUAAAAAAUAAUACUAAUUUUAUUAUAUUAUAAAAUAUUUCCAUAUAACCUCAAAGACAAGGAUACUAGAAAUACAGCACUAAUCAAAUAAGUUCAUGAAUAAAAACACCCAACACUCAAUACCAAUAGAUCUUGUGACGUCAUUUAAUGCGGUAGGCAUAAUGAUAAGUGUAACAAAAAUAGAAGUAUACAUGUCUCUCCUUGUUCUUGUCCUGCAGCCAUCUGUGCUGGCUGGCUCAGUCAGCUGUUUGAUUCUGUUCGAAGUACGAUGGCUGCUGGGUGUUGUGGUACAAAGAAACAAAAACUUAACAAUUCAUCCAGUAUCCCUUCUUGCAAUGGUACUUCGGUAGUUUCAAACGGAGUAAGCAACGGAAUGGGAAUGGUCGCGUUACCUGAAAUGUGUUUCUUUUGUUUUGACGUGCUUUAUUGCCAUUUGUAUAACCUAGCCCCCCCUAAAACACCUUCAUUCAGUAACGAUGCAUAUCCACUAUUUGUAACAUGGAAAAUCGGAAAAGACAAACGUCUUCGAGGGUGCAUUGGUACUUUUAACGCUAUGAAUUUACAAACCGGAUUAAGAGAGUACGCUAUAACCAGUGCUUUUAAAGAUUCCAGAUUUAGCCCCAUAACACGGGAUGAAUUCCCUAAAUUAAGUGUGUCUGUGUCAAUCUUGAGACAUUUUGAGGAUGGUGACGAUUACUUAGAUUGGGAAGUAGGUGUUCAUGGUAUUCGGAUUGAAUUCAUUAAUGAAAAGGGAAAUAAACGAACUGCUACUUACUUACCAGAAGUUGCUUCCGAACAAGGUUGGGAUCAGCUGCAAACAAUAGACUCACUCCUUAGAAAAGGAGGUUACAAGUCAGUGAUAUCAAGCGAAGUGCGACGUACAAUAAAAUUAACUCGAUAUCAAAGUGAAAAAAUUACAGUGACUUAUCAAGAUUACAUGAACCAUUGGAACAAUCAGCGAUGCUAGCAGAUAAUGUGGGGGCGCUCCCCUAUGGUGCCCCCACAAUCAGUGCCCCCAUAUUCUCACACAGUGCCCCCUUGUCAUCCUGCUACUUUUGUGAUGGUACAACCGCCUCUUCCAAUUCCAACGUAUGGACCUACAAUGGCUACUGUGCAGCCCCCAUAUAUGCUACAACCUUUACCUGCCCCUGUACCAAUGUGGUGGGAAAAUUACCCCGGGCCAUCUUACCAACAGGAAUUUCCUAUGUUAUCUCCACCCGAAUCUCAAAUGAAUGGUUACCAGACAUUUUUCAGAAAGCAAAAGUGACCCAUAAGUUGUUUUAAGAGGUUAUGCUACUGUACCAAAUUAUAACAGAUUCUAUAAAAAGUAACACAAGUAAUAUGUCACAAGGAAAUGUAAGUCAGAAAAAGUAUGGUUUAAGAAGGUGUUGAUUGCAGGUAAUUUCAAAUUCUACAAAAAUAUUGUUUCCAAAGAACUAAAUUUUAUUAGAAUUAAGAAGCAAACAAAAACACUUUUCAAGUUCUGUGCGACUUAAAUUAGGUAAUUAUGUUUUAAAUAUAUUUGUUGAGAUAAAUAUUGAUUAAGUUGCACAUAACAAUACGAAUUACACUUACACAUAUUGCCUAUUCGUAUAACUUAAGAAUGUAGACAGUUCAUUUGGAAAGUACAGUUUCUGAAUCUUUCCUUUGCCAUUUUAACACUAUGUUGCUGAUUACAAAAAUAGUAUAUGAAAGAUUUUUUUUGUGAAAUACGAAAAGGUAUUCAGACCAUUUCAAAAUUGUUGGUAGAUUAGGGUUUGUUGAUGUUUGUCACUAUGUGCCUGACCAUCGCACAAGAACAGAGCUUAUCGUAUGUAAAAAUAAUGCUACUUGAGACUAUCACGGUACUAUUUGAAACAUUAAUAUUGGGUUAAAAUCCAUUAUAUUUAAAGAGGGGCAGCUGAACAAUGGAUUGGCAAAGUGAGAUGUAUGCAUAUUUGUAAAAACUAAUGGAUCUUGAUAUUCGACAAUAAUAUUGUGCACCAAUAAGUAUUGAAGUAGUUUCAGAUGUUCCUUUUUAUUAAUUGCAUUUUAUGAACAGUUUCACCAAGUAGUAAUUUCUUUUUGAAUUUAUAUUCCACCAAGUAAUUAAAAAAAUAUAUGUGAGUCAUAAUAUGUUUUCAAUAAGUAAAAAAUAUUUCCAUAAUCUAUGUAUAUAAAAUACAUUUGGGUUACUUGUAACCAAUAACAAAUAGGUGACUAAGUCUUAAUUGUACUAAACGUUACUUAUUUUUAUUUUUCUCAGUCUAAUAUAUGCAUUUUUACAGGGUUCACUAAUUCAGUAGUAUUUUUUUUAAACUUAUCUACAUGUCAGCGAUUUGUUCAUACCAAAUCAUAUCCAUUUUUUCGGCCUUUCACAGAAACGAGGCCACUGGCAAUAACAUAAUUUUGCACUAAACCAUUUCAAUUUGCUUAUAAAAAAAAUUGUAAUUACUUGUAUAAUACAUUAAAAUGGUAGUCCAUGAUUCUUUUUGCAUAUUUUAGAAUAGCUUGCUGGUACAAGCUAAGUCUUUGAUUUGCUGGAUUAAAUAAUAAAAUAUCUACAAAAAUUUUCUUUUAACAAAAACUGUAUACGAGGCAUGUUCAUAAAGUAAGAGUACUCCAUUUUGUAGAAAUCAAAACGGCAGUAAGUAUAUGAAUUUAUGAAAAAUACAUCUAGCACUAUUUUUCGAGUUAGUUGCAACCUCAAUGCACUUUGUGAGUUGAGAGAUGAGCUUUUCAAUACCUUUGUCAAAAAACUCUCUCAUCACCUCUCGGGACCAUUGUUUCAUGACAAUGUGGACCUCAUCGUCGGAAGAAAACCUUUUUGUACCUAUAAACACCUAAGAGAAAAAAUGAAAAUCAGAAGGUGCCAGGUCAGGGUUGUGAGCAGGGUGGUUGAUUAUGUUUGAACCGAAUUAAUCCAAGAGUUGCUUUGUGGCGUUUGCUUCGUUAACAUUCCCCUUCUUUUGUUCUGUACCGCUCUCCUUAGUGUUUUUAGUUUCACAAUACUGCGCAGCAUUAAUUGUUUCCCCUUAGGAAAUCCCAAAACAGUUGCCAUAAUUUUUCGGGCCGAAACGGUUUUGAAUUGUUUUUUUGCUGAUGGUCAAGACAGAUGUCGCCACUACAUUGAUUGUCUUUUUGUCUCGGGGGUGUACUGGUCCACCCACGUUCCUUCGCCAUUCACAGUGCUGCUAAGGAAAUGUUUAUCUUCCAAAUUCCCGUGAAGAUACGAUUCUGUUGAUUUUGUGUUGAUCCGUGAGUUAUUUUGGUACCCACCUCACACAAAAUUUUCCAAAACCAAGUAUUUCAGUAAUGAUUGCAUGCAGAAGAGGCCUUCAUCAUACCAUCCCCAUAAACAGUUCUGAUUUCAUUAAAAAUCUGGAACGGUGCCUUUCCCUUUGCAAGAAGAAACCCGAUUAUGCUGCUCACCUCGCAGCUGGCGGGAUUCGGAAUAGCAGCACUCAUUUCGACACACCACUACAACAGCUCUCAACUGACUGAGAAAAAUAAGUGUGCAUUCUGCUCCCAACACCUUGAAUACAGUACUUUUACUUUAUGGAUAUGCCUCUUAUAUAAUUGUUACAUUUUGUCAUCAGAACUGUUUUAGGAAGACAUUUAAAAAUAAUUGGAAAUAGAAACGUAUUUAAUUAAAUUUCGAAUCAAUGUUUAAAAUAUGCAAAAACCGUGGAAAUCAAAUAUUGUGCGUUGUGCGUCAUUUUUUAUAUAUUUAGGGUUGGUUUUUCCAAGUGUCAAAUUUUAUUUCUGUCACCUUCUUAUGCAUAUAAUUUUUAUGUACCAGAAGGCGGAAAAACUGACCCUUACGGAACCUACAAUAUUUUUAAUAAGUGGUGCAUUUCUAAUGGUAUGAAUCGCAAUUAUAUAAAUCUAUGUCAAGUUAGUCGUCCGACAAGUUAACUAUGGGGUGUCACUGUAAUUUUUAGAUUUGUAUUUUUUUUAAGCGUUGUAAAGUACAGAGUAUAUUAAAUGACAUAUUUUUUCUACAAUGUCUCCAUACUCUCCAUUAAUGAUAAAAUGUAAACAUUUUUUUCGCUUUAUAAAUAACACUAGCAUAUUUUUGUUGAGUUAUUGUUUUUAUUCUCAUUAAUUAUAAAAAAAAUAAAAAAAUAUUUGAAGAUUCUAAUUUAGCAAUUAAAUAUUAAGUAAUUUGGUAAUAGCUUAAAAAUGAAACAACACCAUCUUUAGAUGCGAUGGGAUUUUUUAACUUAAAGAUCACUGCCAUUUUUGUCAUCAUGAAACAUCAACAAUCAUUAAUAGUGAUGCUCAAUUAGCUAAAUUUCUGCUAGGAACAUCAUUGUAUUGUGAUCUCGUUGCUAAUACAUCUGAACUGAUUUUUUUAUUAUUUAAAUCAAGACAGUGUCUGAUAUCAUAAUCAAAAUAUUCCAUGUUCACUUUGGUCACUUCACGUCUUUCCCCCGCACAUUUUCAUUACAGUUAAAUUUUUUUAUAAAAAUUUAGAUGUAUAUAGCAACUCCACCAAUAAAAUCUAUUUAUACAUGUGCUGUAAGGUGGAAUGCCAUUUCAAAGGUGCCAUUUUUUUCUAGCAUUUUGUAUAUAAAAUACAAAACUUGAAAAAAUGCGUUGAAAAGGAUGCAUUACCUCUCACUAAAUUUCUAAAAGUAAAAACUACGUCCAUAAGAAAAUCCUAGUGUGAAAUUUGAAGGAAACAAUUCUGGAGUCUCAAGAAAAAUUAUAUAUACAAAGUCAGAUCUGAUCUCCAAUAUUCACAGUAUAAUUUCAUAUAUUUUAAAUAAUAUAGGCAUUUAAGAAAGUAAUAUCUAAAACCUAUUAAAGCAGCCUCUUACACAUUCGUCCCGGAAGAUUAUGCUCGUUGAGUGACACUGUUACAAAACUAAUGUAUAUGCACCUCAAUUUGGCAACAGUUUUGCUCAGAACUGUUUUACUUGACAAGCAAAAAUGUCCAUGGAGUAUAUGUAAACAAAUAUUUAAUAUUUUACACAUUUACUAACAUUUUUAAUUUUUUAAAUAAUCAGUUGUUUUUAUAAGGCUUUUAUUAACAUUUAAAGACAAGUUGCUACACUGCCCAAAUAAUUACAGGUACCAUGGUUCUAGUUUUUUUAACGUGUAAACAUUUUCCAUCUGACUUCCUGUAUUUUAAUUGCAAUAAUGGCAAUAUCUUGCCCGGUAUAUUUGUGAGUUGAUUUAUGUAUUCGAUCCUGUUUGGCAUUCCAUUUUACCAGAAGAGGUGUCUGACUCAGGACUAUUAGAGCUAUUUCAAUUUUAGGUAUCACAAUUCUGCUACUAGAGUUUAUUCAGCAACAAACUUUUAAAACGUCAUAGUACACAUUUAAAAUUAAGAGUGAAGCUUGUAUUGUUAGUUUUUCAAAUAUUUAUAAUUGUUAGGAUUAUGUUAAUAACAAAUUUGAUUUAGAUUUAAAAUGUUAAUGUGUACUACGAUUAUCAAAAAUAGUAAUCUUAAGAUUUAUUUUAAUUAACACAUUUCAUACCAUCAACGUAAUUGUGCCUAAAUCUGGAUAAUAUAGGUAUUAAUCCAGUAAGCCAUUAAAAUUGAGACACAACAUUCUGAUUUUUCUCUGAAUUUAGCCAUUACGAUUAGUCUUUAAUAUUGAGUGUAUUGUAGUGGGGUUUAAAGGUUUAAUAAAAAAUUACUUUUUAUAAA
Messenger RNA from Anoplophora glabripennis (Asian longhorned beetle), 5819 nucleotides. RefSeq names its product AMME syndrome candidate gene 1 protein. Lineage: Eukaryota; Metazoa; Arthropoda; Insecta; Coleoptera; Cerambycidae. The transcript has 3 exons. The coding region runs from base 447 to 1145 and encodes 232 amino acids. The record is from RefSeq and is a predicted model, not a curated record.